AUGAUAGAAGCUGCGCGCACGCAGCUGCAGAGUAAAUAACCUCAAGAGCAGUUAUUGAAGUGUUGUGAAAAAUAUAAUUAGAAGUGAACCAAAAUUUGCAGUGACAAUUAUUUAGCUGAUUCAAAUCAAAAUGUGGCUGCAAACACUCUUAAUAACACUACCUGCUUUUUCUAUAGCAGCAAUUAAAGUACCGGUGGAAACAACAGCUGAGACUAUUACUAGCACAGUACCUAUCAAUGGAGAGCAAGUCGUUCCAAUUUACUAUGUUUCCGAUGAAGCGAAUAUUGAUAGUUAUUUACUUCCACCUGAUCCUCAUAAGCCCGAGGAGGUCGAUCAUCAAAAAGUGGCCACACCAGCAACUUACCUGUUGCCACCGGCACCAGAUGCCCAAAACGAAUAUUAUUAUAAGCCUACAGAGCCAGGUGAACAAACUGACUGGCUUCCUAUAAUAGCAGCACCUCAAAAACAAGCUGAGGUAAUUCCGAUAGCUCAAGAAGGGCGACCAAAUCUGCAAGAACUCAGAGAAAAUUUGAGAACAAGAAAAAUGCUUAACGGAGAACACGGCUAUUCAAUUCCAUCAAGAAAUUUACUGCCACCACGGGAAAAUGCACCUAAUGAUUUUGUACUUUUAUCUCCUUCCGUUGAAUUAGAACUACCUUCAGAGGAAAUUGAUCAUACGUUACACAAUUCACCAGCUAAAAUUCCACUGUCUACAUUAAGAGGGCCUCUUAAAUAUCUUAUGAAUGUUCCGAUUAAACUCGAUCCGAUACCUUUGCCAUAUAUAACACCACCCAAGAAUGAGUAUAGGAGCCCAACACGUUUAUAUCCUAAAAAAUAUUAUAAUGAAUUCAAGCCUGUACCAAUACCAGUAUCUCAGUAUGCUGAUGCUUCUGUGGAGGAAGUGCCUAAUGAAAACCCAGCUGAGCCAUUAAAACAAACUAUAAAUACUGAUAAUGAGUACUUCGUACCGUCCGACCAGAAAAAAAAAUACUUAUAUGAACAAUCUGAUAAAAAACGCAAAUUAAAGCAACAUCAUGAAGUAGCUGAAUUGGACACUACGACUAGCGAAACUCUUACGGAAGUACCCCCAGCAGAGCCAGAAGCUUCUGAAACGAAUUAUAGGAGUCCUGGACGUGGCGAAUAUCCAACUGAAUUAAAACAAUCACAUCAUGCAAAUCCUAAAGCGAAGAAUGGUUUAAAGUCGAAAGGCGAGCGAACGGAAUUUCGAAUGCACGGCAUGAAAGGCCCUCAUAGUUAUCAAUUUGGUUACGACACUGGAAAAGGUAAAAAUCGUCAGUUUCGAUACGAAGAGCGCGACAAUGACGGUCAUGUAAAAGGUCACUAUGGUUACAUGGAUAAAUUUGGAAAACUUCGCGUCGUCAACUACGACGCCGAUCCAGAACAUGGGUUCCGAGCCGAGGUUCCCGUAGAAAAGGAAUAAAUGAUGAUAUUAUUAUGCCGUACGAUAUGGUGUCUUGUAGAUAUUGUAAAUAUAUUUAAUGAACUUACGUUUGCCUUUAUUCUAUGUUUAUAAACACUAACGACUUAUAAUGUCGUUUGGGAGGUG
Messenger RNA from Nymphalis io (European peacock), 1567 nucleotides. Its product is annotated as titin-like. The transcript has 5 exons. The record is from RefSeq and is a predicted model, not a curated record. Gene Ontology annotation, molecular function: structural constituent of chitin-based larval cuticle. Bases 131 to 1441 code for a protein of 436 amino acids. Gene Ontology annotation, cellular component: chitin-based extracellular matrix. Lineage: Eukaryota; Metazoa; Arthropoda; Insecta; Lepidoptera; Nymphalidae.